CUUCUCCCAAUUAAAGAACUCAAGAAGAACAGCGCCCCUCUAGAGAAGAAGAAGAAGAAGAAGAAGAAGAGGAAAGAGCGAGGACACCGAUGAAGGCUCUGGUGACGCUAACCCCGGAAACAGCAUCGUCGAGGAUCCGGCCGGCGGUCUCCGCUGCUCGAGACCGCUCGGAGAGACGCGGCAGCGACAGCAGCUACUUCCCCGGCUGCCGCAAGGACACCAACUGCCACUGCGACAUCUGUCUCGCCAGCAUCGACGCCACCCGCGACCUCAUCCCUUCCGGAGGCUCAAUCCUGACGUCCGUCACGAAGCUCUCCGUCUCCAGGCCAACGCCGUCACCGUUCGUUGCCGGGAGCCCUCCGACGUCGCCGGAGACAGGAUCCACUGUUACCCCUCCUUCGACGCCGGUUAUCGAGUCUUGGACAAGAUCUAGGCCGGCAGCGAAGGCGGUCGCCAAGAAGGAGGAAUCUUGGGGCCUCGGCUGCCGGGCGGUCAGGAUUCUUGUUGGCUUGUUCUUGCUGUGGGCGGCCGACAUGGGUUUAUCAGCAGUAAUUAUGAAAGAUUUCGGCUCUAAGCUCACGCCGGAGGUGGUGUCUCGGGCUGGGGAGGAAUGCCGAGUACUCAGAAAUGAUUUGAAGGGGACAUUGCAGCUUUUGCAGCAGAGGAUGGAGAAAUUGGUAGGAGGAAGGGCUUCUAAUUGCAGUUCUGUUGAUUCUUUCUGGGAAAUGAAUCCGGGUGGCAAUUUCUUCUUCCAAUGGAGAUGUGUGGUGUACAAAUCAAUAGCAGAGGAAGUGAAUGUUUGGGGAAGCCCACUACGGACCGCAGGUCUGCUUUCAGCUGGAGCUUCUCCUCGAUCACUGACGCUUUUAUCGGGCAACAUAAUUGAGUGGUCCGAUGGGAAGCUGGCAUCCACCACAAGAACAAGCUGCAACAGCUCAUGGAUUUAUGAGAAGUGGAGGUCAUCGGCAGUACGUCUGGAUGCAAACACCUGGGUCUUGGAGUACCAGAGGAAUCCUUUGCUUCAGAGGCCAAGAUUGAUUCCAAUAGCAUGGGAGGUGCUGAGGGCGACAAUCGUGAAGAACACGAAGCAGCUCUGGAAGCAGUCAUUCUGGCGACCAGAGGAACAGUUGACGCCCCCAACCUAAGAAAAUCCCGGUUUGAUGCCAACAUAUCUUUGUUUGUUCUUAUACUUGUCUCAUCUGUAGUAUUGUCAUCUUGAUUCUGGAUUUGUUAGCAUGUCGCGCUGACAAUAGCCUGAAGCUUCAAAAUGUAUGAGUAUGAGAAAGAACGUAUUCAUUUAUAACCCAUGGAAAUCACCAAAUUCAACGAGUGGCAACUCA
Molecule: messenger RNA, 1340 nt
Organism: Musa acuminata subsp. malaccensis (wild Malaysian banana)
Lineage: Eukaryota; Viridiplantae; Streptophyta; Magnoliopsida; Zingiberales; Musaceae
Cellular component (GO): endoplasmic reticulum
Source: RefSeq, a predicted model, not a curated record